Oppiella nova is the source of this 366-nucleotide messenger RNA. The record is from the annotation of a GenBank genome assembly. NCBI's taxonomy places the organism in Eukaryota, Metazoa, Arthropoda, Arachnida, Sarcoptiformes, Oppiidae.
AUGACAGCAGAGCAGAAGGAGUACGAAGCCAUUCGUUUGGUUGAAAUGAUCGAUAACAAAGUAUGGAAUGUGGAAGUGAUCGCUGUUUUGCUACAAUUCCUCUCCAAACGACUCGAUAAUGAACUUGAGAUUAUAGUUGAUUCCCACCUAAGAAAUCAUACGGUCCAGAAUAGCAGAGAGCGAUUGGCGCCGGUGCUGACGUGUCUGAGUGAGGCCUCCCGGGCCAACGCCACGAUUCGCAAAUACCUACGCCUCAAGAUAUUGCCGCCGCUCAAGGAUGUCAAGGAACGGCCCGAAGAGGGGACCACACUUCGCAACCGAUUGGUGCGACUCAUGACAUCACCGCACACUGAAGUCAAAGAACUG